AUGUUCCGGCGUGCCGCGGCGGGGGCCCUGGCCCGAUGCGCCACCCUCGUGCAGGCUGGGCCGGCGACACAGGCGGAGGUCGCACGGAUUCUCGCCCUGUCCUCGCACAGCGCCGGACCCCUGCACCUGACGCUGAGCAGCCGACCAUACAGCGCGGAGUACGAUAUUAACAGUCGUUCCAAGCCACACCUCAACAUUGGCACCAUCGGUCACGUCGAUCACGGCAAGACCACCCUCACGGCUGCCAUCACCAAGGUCUUGGCUGAGGCCGGCAACUCCAAGGCCGUGGCCUUCGACGAGAUCGACAAGGCGCCCGAGGAGAAAGCGCGCGGCAUCACCAUCGCCACCGCGCAUGUGGAGUACCAGACCGACAAGCGGCACUACGCCCACGUCGACUGCCCCGGCCAUGCCGACUACGUGAAGAACAUGAUCACCGGCGCGGCGCAGAUGGACGGCGCGAUCCUCGUGGUCUCCGCCACCGACGGCCCCAUGCCCCAGACGCGGGAGCACAUCCUGCUGGCCCGCCAGGUGGGCGUCCCCUCCAUCGUCUGCUUCCUCAACAAGAUUGACAUGGUGGAGGACGAAGAGCUGGUGGAGCUGGUGGAGAUGGAGCUGCGCGAGCUCCUCUCCUUCUACAAGUUUCCUGGCGACGAGAUCCCGAUCGUGCGUGGGUCUGCCCUGGCAGCCCUCAAGGGCGAGAACCACCCCAUCGGCAGGGACGCCAUCCUGAAGCUGAUGGCGGAGGUGGAUGCCUACAUGCCGGAGCCCACCCGCGCCCUGGACAAGCCCUUUAGCAUGUCUGUGGAGGAUGUCUUCUCCAUCCAGGGCCGCGGCACGGUGGUGACGGGGCGCAUCGAGCAGGGCGUGGUGAAGGUCGGGGACGAGGUGGAGGUGGUGGGCAUCCGCGACUCGGUGCGGACCACGGUGACGGGGGUGGAGAUGUUCAAGAAGCAGCUGAACGAGGGGCAGGCGGGUGACAAUGUGGGCCUGCUCCUGCGCGGCACCAAGCGCGACGACGUGCAGCGCGGGCAGGUCCUGGCCCGCCCCGGCUCCAUCAAGCCCCACACCCGCUUCUCCGGCGAGCUCUACGCGCUGACCAAGGAGGAGGGCGGGCGGCACACGCCCUUCUUCUCCAACUACAAGCCCCAGUUCUACCUGCGCACCGCCGACAUUACGGGCACUGUUACGCUGCCGGAGGGCACCGAGAUGGUCAUGCCAGGGGACAAUGUCACCUGCACCUUUGAGCUGAUGCACCCCAUCGCCAUGGAGCAGGGCCUGCGCUUCGCGGUCCGCGAGGGCGGCCGCACCGUCGGCGCCGGCGUCGUCGGCGCCCUGCUGGACUAG
This is a messenger RNA of Auxenochlorella protothecoides, 1344 nucleotides long. RefSeq names its product Elongation factor Tu. Bases 1 to 1344 code for a protein of 447 amino acids. The record is from RefSeq and is a predicted model, not a curated record. The transcript is spliced from 7 exons. Lineage: Eukaryota; Viridiplantae; Chlorophyta; Trebouxiophyceae; Chlorellales; Chlorellaceae. Gene Ontology annotation, biological process: mitochondrial translational elongation. Gene Ontology annotation, cellular component: mitochondrion. Gene Ontology annotation, molecular function: GTPase activity; GTP binding; translation elongation factor activity.